Messenger RNA from Zychaea mexicana, 1090 nucleotides. RefSeq lists its product as uncharacterized. NCBI's taxonomy places the organism in Eukaryota, Fungi, Mucoromycota, Mucoromycetes, Mucorales, Lichtheimiaceae. The transcript is spliced from 6 exons. The record is from RefSeq and is a predicted model, not a curated record. Bases 81 to 941 code for a protein of 286 amino acids.
UUGAGCCUCUGUUGCAUCUUUUUCUUCGGCCUCAAGGAAUCGGUGGUAACCGUCAAGGAAGACGAAUUGCUUCGCAACCAAUGCAAGCCAGAUUUACCAAGUGUGUUGCCAACGUGGGCGAGCGAUAUCGAACAGACAAAGAAACAGACAGCUGGGAUAUAAAGCAAAGAAUACACGAAUAUCAGGCAGCCGCAAUCGAGAGCAGAGACUUCGUGGCAUCGGUUUUUGUUGAUGUUCUGAACAGUUUCGUUGGUGUUCCCUCAGCAUGCGAUAACAAUAUCGUAGAGGACACAUUGGUACAUACGUACCUACACGCCCCACUGCACGCACUUUUUGUCAAGGAUGCACCGUUCGGCCAUAAAUGGGCAAACGCUGUGCUGGAAUCCUCCCGAGAUUCCCCCAACCAGCUGUUCCCUGAUUUCACCGCCUACAAACGUGCUUCCGGUCGCACGUACGAUUUGUUCGUUGUCGAGGUUAAGCGACCAACCUCCAGCAAAUCGGAUUUUAUAAAAAUGGGUAUCAUGCUUCGCGGCAUGAUUGACAAGCUAGUUGAACUCAGCGUGCCCAACCCGACAGUAUGCGGAUUGAUCGUGAAAGGUUUCAAGUGUACAACGUACCGAUUAGACCUCAAAGCAAAGCAUGUGUACAGAAUGGUCGAAUUGCAAGAAUUCCUUCUGCCACAAGAAAGCUAUCAAGUAGGCUGCUUGCCGACUUGUAUCCAAGCGUUGGGGCAAGUUAAGGAGAUCCUGGCGCAAACAGCCAAGAACAUCAAUGAUUGCGACCAACUCCUCAAUAACGGAAAUGUUCUUAAAAAUCGCACGCCCAUUGAUUGGAUUGUAAAAACACAAGCUUCUUCCACGAAAGAAAAAAAGAACACAAAAAGCAAGGGCAAAGGACCAGCAAGAAGCACAUCGUCUUUGGGACAAAAAAGAAAGCGAUAAUUAUUGAUCAUCAAACACUUAUACCCCCAUCCUUUCUCCUAUAAUCAAAGCAAUUCUUCAUUUUUAUUACAUCGUUUAAAAUCAAUGUUUGUAUUCUCUCCUUUCUGCCGCUGCAGUUGCAGUUGCUGUUGUAUCAGUUCCACUUGUUC